Messenger RNA from Saccoglossus kowalevskii, 1086 nucleotides. Its product is annotated as NXPE family member 2-like. NCBI's taxonomy places the organism in Eukaryota, Metazoa, Hemichordata, Enteropneusta, Harrimaniidae. The record is from RefSeq and is a predicted model, not a curated record.
AUGGGUAUCUCGGAAAGGCAACAGUCAAUACCAGGGGUAGACAGGGGUAUUCCGGGAAGGCAACAGUCAAUACUAGGGAUAGACAGGGGUAGACAGGGGUAUUCCGGGACGGCAACAGUCAAUACUAGGGAUAAACAGGGGUAUUCCGGGAAGGCAACAGUCAAUAAUAGUGGUAGACAGGGGACUUCAAUCAAGACAUGCCCCUUCCAUAGAGUAGAAGAUACGAGCUUUUAUAAACUAAUUCAAUCAUCGCGAAGAAACCAAAGUUACAACAACAGUUGGAACGUACAUGAUGGACAUAGAGGAAGCAUGGGAAGAACUAGUGCUAUCAGAACAGACGUAGUAAUGCAAACUGACAUUAAUUAUAUUCACUUUGGCGAUGUCAUAACCGUUCGUGUCGUAGCACGUGAUAUCAACGGACGUCCACGGAUUCUAGGAGGAGAUUUAUGGCGUGCAUCCAUUUAUAACACCGCCAGACGAUUUGCAUCUAUGGGUAAAGUGAUUGACUAUAACAACGGGACAUAUACUAUAGACUUUUACGCUGGUAGUCCGGGAGUUGUUGAUUUGGAGGUUGUGCUAGUUCUACAGAGAGAAGCGAUAAAAUAUCAGAAUGAUGUGUUCAGACCAACAGAGAAACGAGCAUCUUGGGAAGGAGUCUUUCGAAGCAGCAACAUAACAGAAACAUCUCGUUGUGUUCUAGUUAGAGACAGCACGUGGAUGGAUAAGUGCGAAUUUCCACAUUCAAAAGCUUUAGGAAAGACUAUAUUUGUAUGUGAUCUACCGGACUCAUUGAGUUGCAAUACUCUUACAUCUAUAUCGAAUUUAGCAUCUGAGACAUAUGCAGAUAUGAUGAAAAUGGAUGGUAAAAUAAAGAAAUUGUUUAAAAAGCCGAAUGCAGCACAGGUGUUGACAAGCAAUGUUACUCAGUUUAUCAUCCGGGGUAAAAUAUUGUUAAACGGAAAUGAUAACAACAACGUCCCCGAAUGUGAUGUCGAUUUACCUGAUCCUACAAGUGACGGAUAUUGGCUUGGUACAAGAUGGCACUCUUUAGUAUGCAACGCAAAACAAUGGAAUGAUGUGGCAGAG